UUCCCUGGUUCAUCCAUUUUAUGUGAACCAAACAAAAUCACCAAGCGUUUUUGCGUUCUUCAUCUUCUACCUUUCGCCAGUUCAGGAACCCCCAAAACCCUAGAUCAAACGCUGCCGCCACCGUUUCUCGAUUCUCGGUGGUGGAAAACUGCCGUUCUCUGUUCCGAAAUUCGAAUAUCUGCUAUUUUUUUUCUUCUCUCGCUCUGAUUUCGAUUGCAGUUUCUAGGGUUUCUGUGUUUCUGAUUUGGGGUUUCGGAAAUGGGAAGCAGAAAGGAAGAAGAGAGGAACGAGAAAAUUAUUAGAGGUCUCAUGAAGCUUCCGCCGAAUCGAAGAUGUAUAAACUGCAACAGCCUGGGACCACAAUAUGUAUGUACGAGUUUUUGGACUUUCAUUUGUAUGACAUGCAGUGGAAUACAUCGUGAGUUUACUCAUCGUGUGAAGUCUGUGUCAAUGGCAAAGUUCACUUCACAAGAAGUUGAUGCUCUUCAAAAUGGAGGUAACCAGCGUGCAAGGGAAAUAUAUUUGAAAAAUUGGGACUUCCAGAGACAGCGGUUGCCAGAUAACAGCAAUGUUGAAAAAAUAAGGGAAUUUAUAAGGAAUGUGUAUGUGGAUGGAAGAUAUGCUGGAGCGAAGUCUUCAGAAAAGCCUCCAAGAGAUGCACAGAGCCCUGGAAUUCAUGAAGAUGAGAUUAGGCGUGCCAGUUCUUAUCAUUCAUAUUCUCAAAGUCCUCCGUAUGAUUAUCAAUAUGAGGAUAGGCGGUAUGGAAAACAAGCAGCUGCACUGACCAGGAAGCCUGGUUCAGAUAAAGCUCGCUAUGAAGGGAAGAUGUCUAGUAUUAUCUACAGUCCUGGCCGCUUCAGUGAUCACGCGUAUGAUGACAGAUUUGCGAAUGAGGGAUCUGGUCCAAGAAUUUCUGACUUUUCUGUGUCUAGUGGUGGUGAACAAUUCAAAUCCGAUGUUCAGUCUCCCAAUUUUCAUAAGGAUAUCAAGAUUAGAAGUCCAUCCUAUCAGCAGCGUUCUGGUUCUGGUUCUAGUUCAAGUGAAGAUGUGUGGUAUCAAGCAAGAAAUGCAUCUUUGGAAACUAAUGCCAAUGCCAAGAGAGAUGCAGAUGGAAUUCGUCCUCCACAGAGAACUGUGUCAGCACAAUCAAGAGACAACAAAUUUCCAUCCUUGAGAUCUUAUAAUUCUGGCAGUUUAGUUGAUUUUUUCUCAGAACCAGUCCAAGCUUCAGAACCACUUCAGAAUAAAGCAUUUGGCAUUCCCAGACCACCUGGUCCUACAAGAUCUGUUAGCAUGGACCUCUCCAAGGCACCACUGGAAUCAGCUUCAUCUGUUGAUCUUUUUCAGUUACCAGCAGCACCAUCUCAAGCUCCAACAUUGGAUUUGUUUCAAUCAUCUCUUUCAUCGGCAGAUCCAUCUUUCAACGAGAAUCAACUUAGUCAAACAUCCCAUCUUGCAUCUAUUGAUUUUUUUUCCGAUUUUUCUCCGCAGCCUUCUACUGUAACCUCAGAUGGGAAGGCACUGGAAUUAUCUGUCCCUAAAAAUGAAGGAUGGGCAACUUUUGAUAUGCCUCAGAGAACCUCCUCUACUGCACAAGUGGAAAUUCCAACCACUGUACCCUCAAAUGCUAAAUCUUUAGAAGAAAAAUUUGAUCCAUUUUCUACCUCAAAUGCAAACAUGCAAUGGCCAUCUUUUGAUAUGCCUCAAAGCACCUCCUCUACUGCACAAGUGGAAAUUCCAGCCACUGCACCCUCAAGUGCUAAAUCUUUACACGAAACAUUUGAUCCAUUUUCAAGCUCAAAUGCAAACAGGCAAUGGCCAUCUUUUGAAAUUUCUAGUGUCAGUGUACCUUCUUCAGUUACAUCUAAUUUAUGGCAUGAUGGUGUGUGGAAUGGAGAAGAACAAGUUUCUGCUAUGGCAGCAAACACUCAACCAUGGAAUGCAUUUGAAGAUUCUGGUGGCCAUCAUCCUGUGGAUUCCCUUAGUCAAGGAUUACAAUUGCACAAUUUUCCAUCAGCUGAUAAUCAUAUUUUGGGUUUAAGAGAGUCUGAGGGAUCCAAUGAAGAUGGAGUUAAAGGCUUUGCCCCUGUUGGUGGAUUUGAUAAUCAUGACAUCCCAUCUCAUGUCAGUUGCUCAGCAUAUCCCCCACCCAUGCUUCCUCCAAUGGGAGAUAUUCAACCUAAUCAAAUGAAAUCUAAAUCAACUAAUCCAUUUGAUUAUCCCUAUGAAUCUGAUGUAGAUCACAACAAUAUGUUUCUUGAUAUGAGCUCUUUGCAAGCUGCACUGCCAGAUGCCCUGUUUCCAGCCACCUUCCAUGGUGGGAUAGCUGAAUCUUGGCUUCCUCAAAACACGGUGACCCCAUAUAUAUCAUCUGCUGGAGAAGGUGGUUUGUCAUUCAUGGCUAUGCAAUCACCAAGUACGCAAAUACAGAACAUCCAGAAACCGGAAACAGUUGAUUCGAUCCGGGGAAAUCCUUUUGCAUAGGAUUGUGCUGUAGAAUGUACUAUUCCUUUUCAUAGAAAUUUAUUGGCAGCCAGUGCAGUUGAGCGUGGAAGUAAUUGUAAUGUUUUGUUAAGAGCAAAAUGUAGUUCAUCACUUCGCUUCCACUUGAGGACCACCUUGCAAUUUUUAGUCCCCCAUAUAUAUUCGGGCCAGAUCAUGCAUUUGCAAUACUGUAAUUGAGUGAUAGUUUUCUUGAUGUUUAAUUAGUGAUCUGGCUGGUAUUGAACUUUACUGAGAGACUAUUGAGGGUAUUUUUCACUUUGUUCAUAAUUAUAAUAUAAUUGUAAUUAUAUGAGAGCUUCUGAUUGGCACGCACGUCCAAUUCAUGUAUAAAUGCGGAUUACGGUUUUUUUUUUUCCGGUUUAA
Molecule: messenger RNA, 2868 nt
Organism: Glycine soja
Lineage: Eukaryota; Viridiplantae; Streptophyta; Magnoliopsida; Fabales; Fabaceae
Product: probable ADP-ribosylation factor GTPase-activating protein AGD14
Exons: 13
Coding region: 259-2484 (741 amino acids)
Molecular function (GO): GTPase activator activity
Source: RefSeq, a predicted model, not a curated record